Anthostomella pinea is the source of this 846-nucleotide messenger RNA. The record is from the annotation of a GenBank genome assembly. NCBI's taxonomy places the organism in Eukaryota, Fungi, Ascomycota, Sordariomycetes, Xylariales, Xylariaceae.
AUGGUCGCGAUUCAAGUCCUGUCAGACUUGCACCUCGAGAACCCCAAAGCAUACGACAUCUUCGACAUUCCAGCCAACGCACCAUAUCUGGCGCUUCUGGGCGACAUCGGAUACGCCAGCAAGCACCAGGCCGAGUACCUCGAAUUUCUGCGACUGCAGCUCGCCCAAUUCCAGGUGGUAUUCCUGGUGCUGGGUAACCACGAGCCAUGGCACUCCGACUGGGACAGCGCGCGGAAGCUGAUGCGCGAGUUCGAGCAGAUGAUCCGACUGGAGAGAGAGUCGCGCCCGGGGGCAAAGAACGGCGUUGAGCAGCAGGGGCUCGGCGAAUUCGUCCUGCUGGACCGGACGCGUUACGACCUGCCAGAACGCGGUGCCGGGGGCGAAGCCAUCACCAUCCUCGGCUGCACGCUCUUCUCGCACGUCCCGGCCGCGUCGAGCGAGGCUGUCAGUUUUGGGGUAAACGACUUCUACCACAUUGACGGCUGGACGGUCGAGCAGCACAGCGCGCGGUUUGCCACCGAGUUGGCAUGGCUGAACGAGCAGGUUGCGGCGCUCCGGGGCGAGGGCCGGAAAGCUGUCGUUCUUACUCAUUAUAGCCCGACGAUGGACGACCGCGCAGUCGAUCCGAGGCAUCGGAGCAGUCCCAUUCAGACGGGCUUCGCCACGGACUUGAAGGAUCAACUGUGCUGGACAAGCGAGGUCGUCAAGGUCUGGGCGUUCGGACACACGCAUUUCAAUUGCGACUUUGUGGAUGAGAAGUCUCGAAAGCGGGUUAUGGCUAACCAGCGAGGGUAUUAUUUCGGUCAAUCGGAUGCGGUCGAGAUUGGGAAAGUGAUUGAGCUAUAG